AUGAAUUCGACUUCAAAAAUGCCAAGCUGUUCGUCAGCAAAUGAAGACUGUGAUGUGCAACUGAAUGAUGAGAUCAACAGCAGCACCAGUCGCUACCUUGUGCAGGAUUUCAUCGGCAAAGGAGCCUUUGGCAAAGUUGCCAAAUCAGUGAAUUUAACCACUGCUAAGGCCGUCGCCUUAAAGAUCGUUGUAGCAAAGGACAAAAGAGCUUCAAAAAGAGAGGUAGAGAUCCUUCAAGUCUGUUUGAGAAUUAUGCCUUUGACUUUUGAUUUGAUUUUAUUUAUUUUAUUUUUUUGUGUGCAGCUGUACUGAUGAAACUUUUCUUUGUCACAGAUCAAGAUGCUCCAAACCAUCAGGGCUCUUGACCCGGCUGGCUCAAAUGUUGUUGAGUUUUUUGAAGCGUUCGAGCACAAAGGUCUAACUUGUCUGGCUUUUGAAAUGCUGGACAGAGACCUGUUCCAGCUUUUGAUGGAGAGGCAGGAAAGGCCUUUGUCGCUCAAUGAGAUCAGGCCGAUUGCACAGCAGGUACAGAAAUUGUGUCCAGUUGAUCAAUGAAGUAAAACACAACUGUAAAGACGAAAUAAAACCAUACAGCACAUUUCCUCUGAUCUGUAAACUCCUGCACACUUGUUCGCUGUAACCCUCCUCAUUUUUCACUCUUUCUUCCUGCAGCUUCUCACAGCCUUCGAAGCCCUGAAAGGAAUUGGCGUCAUUUAUGCAGACCUGAAGCCCGAUAACAUCAUGCUUGUCAACCAUGAGACGCAACCUUUCAGGGUCAAACUUAUAGAUUUUGGCCUCUCACUUCAGACUAGUGAAGUGAGAACUGGUUUACUCACACAGGCUAUCGGGUACAGGUAAGUGCAACCAUCGAAGCUCACCCUCUUGGUGAUGUUUCAGCUGAUCAUCCAGAGGUUAAAAUUACACAUGCAUGUGUGACAAAGCUUGAACUAACUGGUGCUUUGCAAACAGGGCCCCAGAAGUGAUCUUGGGCCUCCCUUUUACCGAAGCCAUCGACAUGUGGGGACUCGGCUGUGUGCUGUCACUGCUGUUCCUCUCAUGUCACCUUUUUGGGAUUCACUGUGAAUACCAGCAGGUAAGUUACUCCUUCCUUUGUUAUUUGAUCACUCCAGAACUAGUCCAAACUCAACCAGAGACCUGAUGUAGAGUGGUUCUUUGUGUUUGGUCCUAGAUGAGGAACAUCGUAGAUGUCCUUGGUCAGCCAGAUGACCGUCUCCUUGAUGCCGGGAUCUUCACCAAAAAAUUCUUCAGCGUAAACCGGCACUUGGACAGAAAGUGGUGGCUAAAGGUAUUUCUACUCUGUUCCCAAGCUGUUCAACCUGUUUUAGCUGUAACCUAUCCAGAUUUCAUCUUCAAUUUAUUGAUUUCAGGACAAAGUGUCUGACACUGUAUGUUUUAUUCUUGUAGUCUCCGAUGGAGUACAAGAAGGCAACUGGGGUGGAGCCCAAAAAGUGUGAGAGGGCUCUAAAUAAGCUGGAUGACAUUGUGACAGUAAGUGGGACAUUUGAGUGGAGUGGAAAGAACAAAUACCAAAUCACUUCAGAGACAGGAGCAAGUAAGGUGAACUUUCCUUUAAUUUUGUGUCAAUGCAGCUCGUUCCAGACAUAGAGGAGUGUAUCGAGCUGGAGGACCGAAAAGCUUUUGUGAGCCUCCUGAGUGGUCUUCUUCACACCGACCAAAACCAGAGGAUCACUCCUGAAAAGGCCCUGAAACACCCGUUCAUAACGAUGGUGCAUUUAGAAGAAGAGGCCGACUCCAGCAUGUAGUAAGUGACAGUCUUCUGGUUGCAGAGAUGUUUGCCUUGAUGAUUUGAAAACUAAUCAUGAUCUAAUUUUCAUUUUUCACUUAGUGUGGAAGAGUCACAUUAUAAAAUGACUCUUGGCCAGAGUGAAGGCUUAAAUGAGGAUCUGAAAUUUGAUCCAGAGCCAGAAGAGCCCCCCACAACUGACAACACUUCAGCCAGUCUUCAUCCUGGACCUGUAGAGCCAGCCCCACCAGGUUUCUGUGCUGAAUGUCCUCCAUCAUUUCAUAAAUCUGCUGUGGACCACCAUGUAGUAGAGGUCAACCUGAAGGAGACAGAACAGCCUACCAAAGAAGCAGCAGCUUCAGACGUGAGAAAAAGCCCUCUGAAGAGGAUGAGGAAGUUCUUCAGCAGGGUCAUAAGGACGGUGUUUAGGACCAGGAGGAUGUCCUAA
Xyrichtys novacula (pearly razorfish) is the source of this 2213-nucleotide messenger RNA. The record is from the annotation of a GenBank genome assembly. NCBI's taxonomy places the organism in Eukaryota, Metazoa, Chordata, Actinopteri, Labriformes, Labridae.